ACACACGUAUAUGUAUAUAGCAUAUUUGGGGAUAUCGCGUGGGAAUUGAAGACGAGAAGGAAGAAGCGGUGAUGGACAUUGACGAUGAAGUGGUGAUAAUUGGGGCAGGAAUUUGUGGACUAGCGACGGCCCUCGCUCUUCACAGAAAAGGUAUAAACAACGUAGUAAUGGAGAGAUCGGAAACUUUGAGAAACACCACCGGAGCAGCAAUCGGAAUCCGCCAAAAUGGGUGGCGAGCUCUGGAUCAGCUUGGCGUCGCUGAAACCCUCCGCCGCACUGCUAUCCUUAUUCACAGGGAUCGAACCGUAUCACUCGAUGACGGAAAGGUCCAUGAAAUCUUGAUGAAAGGCGAAUUUCGUUGCUUGAGAAGAAAGGAUCUUAUAGAUACUCUUUAUGAUGAACUUCCUUCGACCACCGUCAAGUUCGGGUGCCAACUUGAAUCGAUAAAAUUGGACCCAAAUACUAGUAAACCAGUUCUUCGGUUUAGCGAUGGGAGCGCCAUUCUCGCUAAGGUUCUAAUUGGUUGUGACGGAGGCAAGUCAAUCGUUGCCGACUUCCUCAACGUGAAGCCUACGAAGAAAUUCUCAUUUUGUGCAGUCAGAGGUUUAUCGAACUACCCGAAUGGUCAUUCUUUUGACCAUGACUUUGUGCGUAUCACAAAAGACAACAAGUUUUUGGGAAUAAUUCCGAUUGACGAUCACAGUGUGUACUGGACUUGUGCACAUCCCUACGUUCCUAGAGAUGAAAGAAUUUGGGAAGAUCUUGAAGUAAUAAGACGAUCAUCCCUCGAUUUGCUAAGCGACUAUCCACGAGAAAUUCAAGAAAUGAUCGAAAUCACAGACGCAAAGUCAUUAUGGUUUUCACACAUAAGGUAUCGCACACCAUGGGACUUGUUAAUGGGGACGUUCUGUAAAGGACCGGUGACGGUUGCUGGAGACGCUAUGCACGUCAUGGGUCCGUUUCUCGGGCAAGGUGGUUCAGCCGGUUUAGAGGAUGCGGUCGUGCUGGCUAGAAACUUGGCUCAAAGGGGUUCGAUCCAGAUUGAAAAUGGGAGAAAGGUAACGGUUCAGGGAGUUGAGGGAGCGUUUCAUUUGUAUGUGAAACAACGGAAGAUGAGGGUGGUUCGAUUGUCGUUGCAGACUUACCUCACCGGCAUGCUAACGGGAACUUCUUCGCGUCUAAGGAAGUUUAUAUAUAUCGUGCUAUUGUUUCUUCUUUUUCGCAACCCGAGCGAUCAUAUGGAUUACGAUUGUGGUCGUCUUUGAUCAUCGAUCGGUUCGGAGAUUGUUUUGACUAAGCGUGUUUAUUUAUAGGAUUAUUGCCAACACACGAACCGGAAUAAGAUGUGUAGCUUGUAUGUAUGUUUGAUGAUAUAUCACUGCAAUAAAAUUGGGUUUAU
Molecule: messenger RNA, 1399 nt
Organism: Cynara cardunculus var. scolymus (artichoke)
Lineage: Eukaryota; Viridiplantae; Streptophyta; Magnoliopsida; Asterales; Asteraceae
Product: monooxygenase 1-like
Exons: 5
Coding region: 72-1265 (397 amino acids)
Molecular function (GO): FAD binding
Source: RefSeq, a predicted model, not a curated record